This is a messenger RNA of Oncorhynchus tshawytscha (Chinook salmon), 753 nucleotides long. Its product is annotated as four and a half LIM domains protein 1-like. Gene Ontology annotation, molecular function: transmembrane transporter binding. Gene Ontology annotation, biological process: muscle organ development. The record is from RefSeq and is a predicted model, not a curated record. The transcript is spliced from 7 exons. Bases 1 to 753 code for a protein of 250 amino acids. Lineage: Eukaryota; Metazoa; Chordata; Actinopteri; Salmoniformes; Salmonidae.
AUGCGGACCGUGUUCACCUGCACUGAGUACCGCCACCCUAUUGGCAUCGACUCCAAGGAGCUGCAACAUAAGGGCCCCUAUUGGCACGCAGACUGCUUUCGCUGCUACAAGUGCUACAAGUCGCUAGCCAAGGAGGCUUUCAGUGCUAAGGAGGACGGCACCAUAUGUGGGAAGUGUAGCUCCCGAGAGGAUGCCCCUCGUUGUCACACCUGCUACAAAUCCAUUCUAGCCGGCUCUGAGAAUGUGGAGUAUAAAGGCGAGGCACGAGGACUGCGGCACGAGGACUGCUUCACCUGUUUCCACUGUAAAAAAAACAUCGCUCUCAAAAGCUUCCUGACCAAAGGUACGGACAUCUACUGUAACCUUUGCCAUGAGAAGAAGUUUGCCAGGAUCUGUGUCAGCUUUAAUCAGGCCCUCACCACAGGGGGAGUGAACUACCAAGAGCAGCCAUGGCACUCGGAGUGUUUUGUCUGCAGCUCCUGUCAAAAGCCACUGGCUGGGACCCGCUUUACCUCCCAUGAGGAGAAGGCUUUCUGUGUGGACUGCUACAAGACUACUGUAGCCAAGAAAGGCAGCGGCUGCCAGAACCCCAUUACUGGUUUCGGCAAAGCCACCAAUGUGGUGAAUUACGAGGGCAGCUCCUGGCAUGAGUACUGCUUCAACUGCAAGAAGUGUUCCCUGAGCGUGGCUAACAAGUGCAUUGUGGCCAAUCCAAGGGAUAACUUCUGCUCAGAAUGUGCCAAGAAGCUCUGA